AUGACUUCAACCUUCAAAAGAUCUUUUCCCAUCACUCACAUAACUACCGCCUCGGCCAUAUUGCAUAUAGAUGGCAUCAACUUCCUCACAGAUCCCGUCUUCUCUCCGGCGGGCACAGAGUGGGAUAUGGGCCUAACCGUGCUCAAAAACACAAAAGGCCCGGCCACACAACUCGAAGACAUCCCCGUCAUUGACGCCGUGCUUCUAAGUCACGAAGAUCACCCGAUAAGUUGGACGAACUCGGUCGGCGCCUUCUUGACGGCCGCAGGGUUCUCACGACACAAGACGGAGCCCAGAAACUCGCGCCUCGUCCUGCAUCUUCCCGAAGGUGAAGUAAUUGGCUUUGUGCUGAGAGCAGCCACGGUUCGAGAAAGAAAUGGCUUGCCCAACGUCAUUUACAUCUCUGGCGACACAGUCUACCUCUGGGAGAUCCCCAAAGUAUUAUUGGAGAAAUACCACGUCUCAUUUGCGAUCCUCAACAUUGGUUCAGCGGAGGUUGCGAUAUCAGACCCUCCUUUGCUGGUCGCCAUGGAUGGGAAAGAGGCUGGGCGGCUGUUUCGCGAGAUUGGAGCGGAUGUCCUGGUGCUAAUGCAUUACGAAUCCUGGGAAGACUUUCCGGAGAACAGAGACCAGUUGAGAGUAAUAUUGGAACAGGAGGGCGUUUCUGACCAAGUGCGCUGGCUAGAGCUAAGAGCCGAGACAAAGAUACUCUAA
Messenger RNA from Colletotrichum abscissum, 714 nucleotides. RefSeq lists its product as uncharacterized. The record is from RefSeq and is a predicted model, not a curated record. The transcript is spliced from 2 exons. NCBI's taxonomy places the organism in Eukaryota, Fungi, Ascomycota, Sordariomycetes, Glomerellales, Glomerellaceae. Bases 1 to 714 code for a protein of 237 amino acids.